AUGAGCGAUCAAAAGAGGUGGAAAAUUGUCAUGUUCGACAUGGGUGGUGUCCUUCUAACACCGUUACAAUUUGGUUUCCGAAAAUACGAGUGGGAAAAUGGAUUAGCUAGUGGAAUGUUUAGUGAGCUUUUCAAGGAAGAUGAUUCAAAUUAUUCAUUUGGUAAAGUUAUGAAAGGUGAAAUUACCCUAUCUCAGUUUUAUCAAGAGUGCGAUAAAGAAUGUGAAAAGUAUGCUGAAGAGAAAAAGUUUCAAUUGCCUGAAGGUUUUUCCGUAAAGAAAUUGUUUACAAGCGGCUUCAGCAAUAGUUCAAUAAUGGAAAACGUUAUGAAAGCUAUUGACUGUUUACAUCAUAAUGGCUACAAGGUUGCAUUAUUAACUAAUAAUUGGACUGAUGAUACUGAAAGAAGAUUGUCUAUUGCUGCAAUUAUGUUGAAAUUUCGUCGCCGCUUUGAUUAUGUAUUUGAAUCUUGUCACAUUGGCAUGGCAAAACCUGAUGCUAAAUUGUAUGAAUAUGUCUGCAAUAAGAUGAACGUUCAACCAUCCGAAGUCAUUUUUUUGGAUGAUUCCACCAAAAAUUGUGUUGGUGCAGAAAAGUUGGGCAUGAAAACUAUAAUUGUUAAGAAUUCCUUUCAAGGGCUUAAAGAUUUGGCAGAGCUUUUAAACAUCGACUUCAAUCGUAAGGUUGUCCCAUACUGCGAUAUCAGUCGUUUUGCUCAUGGCUACAUUGUUAGCAAGGAAGGUAUAAAAACUCACUAUGUUGAAUGCGGUCAUGGUCCACCAGUCAUAUUUUGCCAUGGAUGGCCUGAGUGUUGGUAUUCUUGGCGUUACCAGCUUGCACACAUAGCUGAAUUAGGCUAUCGAGCUAUUGCACUCGAUCAACGUGGAUUUGGAGAAUCGAGUUGUCCACGAGCCGUUGAAGAAUAUACAACUGAAAAGAUUAUUUCGGAUUUACUGCACUUGAUGGACACUCUUGGCUUACCGAAUGUGACACUCGUUGGCCACGAUUGGGGCGGUUUUAUUGUUUGGAUUUGUGCUCUACGUUAUCCCGAACGUAUUAGAGCUGUAGCAGGUGUAAACACACCAUACAUUCCAAUCGAUGUAUCAGCGAGUCCACUAACUAAAAUGAAGAAAAAUCCGCAUACCUUCGACUAUCAACUUUACUUCCAGGAUGAGGGCGUAGCUGAAGCUGAAUUUGAGAAAGAUAUUGAACGAACUUUCCUAUGUUUAUUUAGGGGUACUUCGGAAGAAGAUAAGCUGUCAUUAACUCGCAAAGUAGAUACCAGCAACGUCAGGGAACGAGGAGGAUUUUUAGUAGGUUUUCCCGAGAAGCCUCGUCGUAGUGUUAUACUUUCGGAGGAGGAUUUAAAGUUUUACGUUGAUCAAUUUACCCGAACUGGAUUCAGAGGUGGAAUAAAUUGGUAUCGUAAUUUGGAUAGAAAUUGGGAAUGGAAUUGUCGUGUUGCAAAUCGUAAACCAUCUUUAAUGGUUACUGCUAAGUAUGAUAAAGUGCUGUAUCCCGCGCUUAGCAAACUGAUGACGCCUUGGGUCCCUAAUUUAACUAGAAAGGAGCUUGAGUGUGGCCAUUGGACGCAAUUGGAAUGUCCGAAUGAAUUGAAUCAAGUUUUAGGAGACUGGCUUCAAGAUGUGCAUCGAUCAGCAACCAUGACUCCAAGACUUUAA
This is a messenger RNA of Trichoplax adhaerens, 1680 nucleotides long. RefSeq lists its product as hypothetical. Gene Ontology annotation, molecular function: lipid phosphatase activity; magnesium ion binding. The transcript has 18 exons. Gene Ontology annotation, cellular component: peroxisome. Bases 1 to 1680 code for a protein of 559 amino acids. The record is from RefSeq and is a predicted model, not a curated record. NCBI's taxonomy places the organism in Eukaryota, Metazoa, Placozoa, Uniplacotomia, Trichoplacea, Trichoplacidae. Gene Ontology annotation, biological process: phospholipid dephosphorylation; cholesterol homeostasis.